AUGACCGAGCCAAGCUGGCUAACGUUUGCCCAUAAUAUUAAUCCCGCCAACAAUACCGCGACAUGCUACACCAUCACCGCACUCGGAUGCUACCAAGACUCUUGGCGUGGCUCACCCAUCGCACCACCCGCAAAUCUAAAGAUCCAGGCUGAGAAUGCCUCCCCGAUGCUCUUGGCACCUGGGCAUGGGUCCGAGGUGACGGUAGCAACAGGAUCAGAUGGUUGGCAAGCCCUUGGCAUCAGUCGGAAGCCUUAUGGAAGCCUCUGUCGUCUGCUACGGAGGUUUCUGGACGACUUUGUUGCUGUUAGCCUUUCCUUUGAUCUCUCAUCUCUGGAAACCUCGUCAUUAUCGUCGCAUGAAGUUCAAUCUCUUGAAAAAUUCCUCAUUUGA
Messenger RNA from Penicillium hordei, 390 nucleotides. RefSeq lists its product as uncharacterized. The transcript has a single exon. The record is from RefSeq and is a predicted model, not a curated record. Bases 1 to 390 code for a protein of 129 amino acids. Lineage: Eukaryota; Fungi; Ascomycota; Eurotiomycetes; Eurotiales; Aspergillaceae.